AUGUCUGCCAUAUCCCAAGCUGAAAGAGCAAAAUAUGCCGAGAUUUUUCAAGCACGCGGUCAGGUCAAUGGUUAUAUGCCUGGGUCCACUGCUCGCGAUGUGCUUCUUAGUUCCAAUCUCCCUCCUCAUCGACUUGAACGCAUCUGGGAUCUUGCCGACAUUGACAAGGAUGGCAGCCUUGAUUUCGAAGAGUUCUGUAUCGCCAUGCACCUUACCUUUGAUUGCAUUAAUGGUGUCGAACCACCCAUGAGCUUGCCUCCCAACAUGGUGCCAGCCAACAAGGGUCAUCUCGUUGCCAGUGUACAGCAACCACAGCCUACAGGUGUCUAUCCCCAGGCGACGGGUAUCCAGCAACCACAGCCCACUGGUAUUCAACCCCAAGCUACAGGCUAUCAAGGUUCGCCAGCACCUGUUGCACCCCAAGCAACUGGAUACUAUCAACAACAACAACAAUACACGCCAUCACCACAAAUGCCUCAAUACACUGGAUACACACAAGCAUCAUCGCCUGCUGUCGAGUUUAGUUGGGACAUGUCAUCCGACGACAUGAUUGCAUACCAAAACAUUUACGCCAAAUACGCAAACGAUAGUGGAAGAGUUCGAUUUGGCCAGAUGGAGGAUUUUUAUUCAACCUUGGGAUUGUCGCGUACUGAUCUAUCAGCUGCAUGGACACUUGUCAAUGUCAAUCAUUCUCAAUCGCUUACUCAGGAUCAAUGCCUUACAUUUUUCCAUCUUCUCAACCAACGAACAAAAGGUGCACCCAUGCCCAAAGAAUUGCCACCCGAUUUGCAUGAUGCCUUUGCUGGUGAAUAUGCUGCUGAUCUUGGUGAGCGUCCCGGUGCUGGCACAGGUGCACGCAAGGGCAACAAUACCCCAAUGUCCAAGAGUGCUCAAUUGGCAGAUAGCUAUGUCAACCGAUUAGGUGCGGCAAGUACAUCUCUCACAUCCAAAGGUUCAUCUGUCAAGGGCAACAAAUAUGAUGAGGAGGACAUGUUGAAGCGUGAAUUGGCUGAUCUCAAAGAACAAGUCAAGCAAGCUGAACGUCGUGCUGCUACAGCUGCACCCAAAGAUGAUGACUCUUAUGAAUCAUUUUCUUCUCGUCCAUUGCGUGAUCAAUUCCAAGCUCUAUACGAUUACAAGCUACGACAGUUGACAGAACAAGCCGAUGUGGAUGAUAAAAUACGUAAACAGGAACGUGACAUUGAAGCUGCCAGGGAUGCCGUGCGUCGACUGAACAGGAUCGUGGAUGAUGUACGAAGCAAGAAACGAGAAUUAGAAACCCUUUUGGAUGAACGACGUGCUGAAGUACAAAAGACACUGCGCCUCUUGAAUGAGGAAAAGGCAUGA
This is a messenger RNA of Lichtheimia ornata, 1347 nucleotides long. RefSeq lists its product as uncharacterized. The record is from RefSeq and is a predicted model, not a curated record. The coding region runs from base 1 to 1347 and encodes 448 amino acids. The transcript is spliced from 6 exons. Gene Ontology annotation, biological process: actin filament organization; endosomal transport; endocytosis. Gene Ontology annotation, molecular function: protein binding; calcium ion binding. Gene Ontology annotation, cellular component: cytoplasm; plasma membrane. NCBI's taxonomy places the organism in Eukaryota, Fungi, Mucoromycota, Mucoromycetes, Mucorales, Lichtheimiaceae.